ACUAUUGCGUAAUAUAAUAGUAAGUGUGUGUACUGGGCGUUAAAAAAUCAUUGAAGUUUAAAGUUUAUUUAAUUUUUCAAGGACAAAUCAGACGACAAUGGAGCGUUUUAAUUUCGUAAUACGGUAAAAGUAUACAACAAAAUUAUAUGUAUAUUUAGAUUCUAUUGGUGAAUCAUUUUAUAACAAGAGAGCAGUACAAAUAACGUGCUCCAAAGUACGUCACGUACUGAGAAAAUUAACAAACUUGCCAAAAUGUGUCUAGUGGACAAUGUCAUUACAAUCGUGACUAAAACAAAUUAAAAUUUAUUUAAUUAUUAGUAUUUCUUUUUACCACAUAAUUAAUCAAUGAUUGUUGGAUAAAUAAAUAAAAGCUAUAAAUUGUUAUUUAAUGUUGUCAUUCAGACACUCUGUUGUUACUAACGUGAUACUGUUUGAUGUAACAAUUAAAGUACCGCGUGUACUUAAUAAUUCUUGGGACAAUCAGCUGAUCAAGAUUUAGUACUUGUAUUUUUUACUAUUUUAUUUUCUAGCAAAAAUUUUUUAAAUAAGAUAAAAAAAAAAUGAGGAUAAUAUUUGUAAAAAUAGGUGAAUUGUCACGAAGAUAUCCAAUAGUGCGGGGUAUGGCAUCUUACACAGUAAUUUGGCCGACAGCCUGUUUGCUACAACAAAAAAUAUCGGGUAAAGAAAAAUUAGACUACAUACAUGCGUUGAGAUUUAGUCUUUAUGGUGGAUUUUUUGUCGGUCCAACUUUAUUUGCUUGGUUGAAAAUUGCAACAUAUUUGUGGCCAAAACCUAAUCUGCGGUCUGCAAUUACAAAGGCCUUGGUUGAGCAAGUUACUUAUGGCCCAGCAGCAAUAUGUUGUUUUUUCUUUGGAAUUAAUUUGUUAGAAUUUAAACCAAUCUCGGAAUGUGUUGAAGAAGUUAAAAAUAAAUUUUUCCCUACUUGGAGGAUUGGUGUAUUUGUAUGGCCAAUACUCCAGACAAUAAACUACGUGUUCAUUCCGGAGCGUAAUCGUGUUGUCUAUGUUAGUUUCUGCAGCUUAGGAUGGACAUCACUAUUAUCGUACGUUAAAUCAUUAGAAACAAGUCAACUUAAUAGCGGAACUGUACUGAUGAAAGAACCCCAAGUUCUUGUACCUGCUGUUACUGGCACUAACAACAACAACAAUAAUAAUGAUAAUAAUAAUAAUUCAAGUAAAAAUCAAACUACUGAAAGUACUCAAAAAAAACCAACGUCUUUAUCUUAAAAUCAAAGUAUAUCUCUAGAUGCCAAUUUGUAUAAAUUUAUUUUUUAUUUUAUUUAAUUAUUUAUUAUCAUUAUUAUAUAACUUGUAAUUUAAUGUAAAUAUUGAUAGCAAAUUUUAAUUUCAGUAUUUGUUUCCAAAUAUUAUUUAUUUAUAUUAGAGUAUGUAAUGUUAAAUAAAUUUAUUGAAUUGUUACAAAUUAAA
Molecule: messenger RNA, 1448 nt
Organism: Cotesia glomerata
Lineage: Eukaryota; Metazoa; Arthropoda; Insecta; Hymenoptera; Braconidae
Product: protein sym1-like
Exons: 4
Coding region: 561-1247 (228 amino acids)
Cellular component (GO): cytoplasm; membrane
Source: RefSeq, a predicted model, not a curated record